AUGGCCAGCAGCUUCCUUUUUCUUAUUCACUUCUUGCUCUUAGUGUUCUUUCCUCCAAACCUUGAAGCAACUCAAGAAGCAGCUCAAGAAGGUGAGCGCAGGGUAUUCAAUUUCAGGUGCGGUUACAAUGGGCCAUCAAUCGGAUUCCCAUUCUGGGUUAAAGCUUUCCACCCAGAUCGCUACCGCUCUCCUGGGUUCGGGCUAUCCUGUGAUAAGAACAAGCAAACAGUCCUUGAUCUUCCCUUUUCUGUGAAGCUAUUUGUCAAGAAAAUUGGCUAUAAAUCUCGAGUUAUUCGAUUGUAUGACCCAGAUGGCUGCGUUCCGGCAAAGCUUCCAUACCUCAACUUGUCUGCCUCCCCUUUCCAGUUCAAUGAAAUAGACUCAUAUAAUUUCUAG
Ilex paraguariensis (yerba mate) is the source of this 396-nucleotide messenger RNA. The record is from the annotation of a GenBank genome assembly. Lineage: Eukaryota; Viridiplantae; Streptophyta; Magnoliopsida; Aquifoliales; Aquifoliaceae.